Parnassius apollo (apollo) is the source of this 759-nucleotide messenger RNA. NCBI's taxonomy places the organism in Eukaryota, Metazoa, Arthropoda, Insecta, Lepidoptera, Papilionidae. The record is from the annotation of a GenBank genome assembly.
AUGCAAAAUAAGUCAAAUAUUAUGUACAAUUUAAAAGUUAAAACUUACUUCACAGUUCCGCCAAAUAUUACAUACGGAACGUUCCAAAUUCAAGAUGACGGAUCGACAUCAAGUGGUACUGCUGCUUUAUCUCGGGAGGAUGAAAAACAAAUUACUUCUUACAAACCCAAUCUCGAUGAUUCCGAGGAGAUAGUACAAAAUAAUAUUCCUAAGGAUGAUAAUACCAAAGAAUGUUUCAAAAAUUCAGAUAAUGUUACAACUUUUGAAGCUUGGAAAGAAGCUGAACCUAUUGCCCAUUGCAGUUACAAUCCGCCUGAAAAUAAAUCUUCAUAUACCGAGCCACCACCCGCUGCUUAUGAAUCGUAUUCGGAAGAUGACAAUGAUUCAGUAAAAGAUCCUCACUACAAGUCUAGUUCCUCCAGUAGGUCAUCUAGUUCUUCUAGCAGUUCUUCGAGCACUUCUACGUCAACUGCGAUAACGAAUAAUGUACAAGUAUUACCAACUAACGGUCAAGUGGAACCAGUUUCGAUCCAGACUUCUGCUGAAACAAAUAACGAAGAAAUACAAGAAGCAGUACAAAAUGAGAAUGAAUCAAUAAACCAAGAUAAAAUAGUCGAACAGAAUAUUUCCAUGAACGAAAUAGAAGAAAAUAGUAAUGUUAAGAAAAGUAGAAAGCGCGUUGAAAGAGUUGAAGAGUGGCUUAGUAAUAAAGCGAAAAAAAUUACGAAAUACUGGCAAAUGUUACAUUUCCAGAUCUAA